This is a messenger RNA of Musa acuminata subsp. malaccensis (wild Malaysian banana), 3313 nucleotides long. RefSeq names its product peroxisomal ATPase PEX1. The record is from RefSeq and is a predicted model, not a curated record. NCBI's taxonomy places the organism in Eukaryota, Viridiplantae, Streptophyta, Magnoliopsida, Zingiberales, Musaceae. Gene Ontology annotation, molecular function: ATP hydrolysis activity; ATP binding. Gene Ontology annotation, cellular component: mitochondrial outer membrane.
CCGCCGGUCGCCAAUGGAGUCCGACCUGCGGCGCCGGGUGUUCGUGACACGUGGGAUGCAUGCAAGGCGCUUCGGCAUGUGCAACUGCGAUGUUCAGUGGACCUCCACGGUGGGUUGCCCAUCUCGAGCAACGCGGACGGCGGAGGAUGGUCCGCCGUGAAGGAUACCGAAGCCCAUUGGCCGUAUUCGGCGACUGUUUUAAGGCUCGGCAGCUCUUAAACGCAGAUCGACUCACUGGCAAGUAGGUUGGAGUGGCCGGAACAGCGUUAGCUGCAGUUGCCCCGGGUAACUCCUUGCUGGACGCCCCGUUCCUUGUUCAAAAAGAGAGGACACAGGCCUCCAAAUCGAGCCCUUUUUGCGGCGAUCAUUUAGGGUUUACGAUCCGCGAGACCCGCGCCUAUAUCAAGCGUCUCCAACCAACGAGAGGAAGCGGUUGAAGUCUCGUCCGGACUCUCGGAGGACAAGAACUCGAAACGCAAAAGACUGUUUAGUGAGGAAGAAAAAGAUCUUGAGGGUUUCCGGAGAUUUCUUGGGGUGACAAGAUGGAGCAGAAACAUAUCGUCAUGUCGGCGCUGGGACUUGGGCUCGGCCUCGGCGUCGGGCUGGGGUUGGCGUCGGGGCAGACGGUGAGUAGGUGGGCGGCACCGCAACCAGGAUCUUUCUCCGGUGUGACGUGCGAGAACAUUGAGCAGGAAUUGAAGAGGCUGGUCGUGGAAGGGAAGGACAGCAAAGUUACUUUCGAUCAAUUCCCCUAUUAUCUCAGUGAGCAGACUCGAGUAAUACUGACAAGUGCAGCCUAUGUUCAUCUGAAGCAAGCAGAUUUUUCUAAGUACACUAGAAACCUUUCUCCUGCAAGUCGUGCUAUUUUAGUAUCUGGCCCUGCAGAACUUUAUCAGCAGAUGCUUGCUAAAGCUUUGGCUCACUAUUUCGAGGCAAAGUUGCUGUUGCUAGAUAUUACUGAUUUUUCACUUAAGAUACAAAGCAAAUACGGAAGUGCCCCUAAAGAUUCUACAUUUAAAAGAUCCAUAUCUGAGACAACACUUGAGCGAAUGUCUGGUUUAUUUGGGUCUCUUUCAAUCAUGCCUCAGAGAGAGGAACCAAAAGUUACUAGAAAUUUGCACAGGCAAAGCAGUGGUUUUGAGAUAAAUGCAAGGUCGGAAAGCACCAGUAAUGCGCCAAAGCUUCGAAGAAAUGCCUCUGCUUCAGCUGAUAUGAGUUGCCUAGGGACACAAUGCCCUCCUCUUAAUCCAGCUCUUCUCAAACGAACCAUAAGCUGGUCUUUUGAUGAGAAACUACUUGUACAGUCACUUUACAAGGUUCUGCAUUCAAUAUCCAAGAACAGUCCUAUUGUCCUAUAUUUAAGGGAUGUUGAUAGUCUUCUAUUUAUUUCUAAAAGAAUGUAUUCCCUGUUCGAGAAGUUGUUGAAAAGGAUAAGCGGACAAGUGUUGAUACUUGGUUCAAGGAAGGUGGAAGCAGGAAGUGACUUUAGAGAAGUGGAUGAAAAGUUGAGUCUUUUGUUCCCAUACAAUAUAGAGAUUAAGCCACCUGAAGAUGAGACUCACCUUGUUAGCUGGAAAGCCCAAUUGGAAGAAGACAUGAAAAUGAUUCAAUUUCAAGACAACAGAAACCACAUUACCGAGGUACUUGCAAGAAAUGAUCUUGAUUGUGAUGAUCUGGGUUCAAUCUGCCUCACAGACACAAUGGUUCUUAGUAAAUACAUAGAGGAAAUUGUAGUGUCAGCAAUUUCAUACCACUUGAUGAAUAACACAGAUCCUGAAUACAGAAAUGGAAAACUUGUAAUCUCUUCAAAGAGUCUAUCCCAUGCAUUAAGCAUAUUCCAAGAAAACAAGCUAAAUGCUAAGGGAACUGCACAGCUUGAGGGAAGUGCUGAUUCAAUGAAGGAAUCUGGAAAAGAAGACUCAACAAGUGCCAAAAAAUCUGAGACAAAAACCGAAGCUUCACCUCCUGAAAGUAAAACUGAAUUAGAUAAGUCUGUUCCUGUAGUGAAGAAGGACAGUGUCGUUCCAUCUCAACCGCCAAAAGCACCUGAAGUUGCUCCUGACAAUGAAUUUGAAAAGCGGAUCAGACCAGAGGUUAUCCCAGCAAGUGAAAUUGGAGUGACAUUCGAUGAUAUAGGUGCCUUGGAUGAUAUCAAGGAAUCACUUCAGGAGCUUGUUAUGCUUCCUCUUCGUAGGCCAGACCUCUUUAAAGGUGGUCUUCUUAAGCCUUGCAGAGGAAUAUUACUGUUUGGGCCACCUGGAACAGGGAAGACAAUGCUUGCUAAGGCUAUAGCGAAUGAAGCUGGUGCAAGUUUCAUAAAUGUUUCCAUGUCUACCAUCACUUCAAAAUGGUUUGGAGAAGAUGAGAAAAAUGUUAGAGCAUUAUUUACCCUGGCUGCAAAAGUUUCCCCUACUAUUGUUUUUGUUGAUGAGGUUGAUAGCAUGCUUGGGCAACGAAGCAGGGUUGGUGAACAUGAAGCAAUGAGGAAAAUAAAAAAUGAAUUUAUGACUCAUUGGGAUGGAUUGCUGACAAAGCCAGAGGAACGUAUUCUUGUUCUUGCAGCAACGAACAGACCUUUUGAUCUUGAUGAAGCAAUUAUUAGGAGGUUUGAGCGCAGAAUAAUGGUUGGUCUACCAUCCCAGGAGAGCAGGGAACUUAUUCUGAGGACGCUUUUGUCAAAGGAGAAGGUUGAAGAAAAACUCGACUUUAAGGAGCUUGCAACAAUGACAGAAGGGUACAGUGGCAGUGAUCUUAAGAACCUGUGCACCACAGCAGCAUAUCGUCCUGUCAGGGAGCUGAUUCAGAAAGAAAGACUCAAGGAAUUGGAGAGGAAGAAAAAGGCUGAAGAUAAUCAAGCAGAGGCUUCAGAAACAAAGGCAGAAGAUAGAGAGGAAACAAUUGUCCUAAGACCAUUAAACAUGGAAGACAUGAAGCAGGCAAAGAACCAAGUUGCGGCGAGCUUCGCAGCCGAGGGGUCCAUCAUGAGCGAGUUGAAGCAAUGGAACGAGUUAUAUGGCGAUGGUGGCUCACGAAAGAAGCAGCAGUUGACUUACUUCCUAUGAGAUGUUCGCCACACUUCUUUUCUGCUGAUAAAGCAUAUCGUGAAGAUGGCUAAAAUGACACACAAAGCAGCCUUGACAUCACAAAGAAGAUGGUGGAAUUCAUGAGAGCAUAGAUUAGUUGAUCUUCAUCAAGUUAACUUAGUUUGGCUGCAUCAUCUAGCGAAGGUGUCAUUGGAUUGUACUCGUUUUCCCUGUAAUAUGUUUUUUACUUCAAAUUAUUUAAAUUAAAGCUUAUGUGCAGUUGAGAAUAA